This is a messenger RNA of Amoebophrya sp. A25, 1333 nucleotides long. Lineage: Eukaryota; Dinophyceae; Syndiniales; Amoebophryaceae. The record is from the annotation of a GenBank genome assembly.
AGGAUCACUUGCGUUGCACUCACUUUCUUACGAUGACCGAACUUUUUCUUUUCCACAUCCUUAAUUUCAAAAGCCACUCUUCGUGAGAAUUUUUUGAUUGCGACUAGGUAGCGAAAGCGUUGUCCAUAGAUACUUCAUGUACAGCAGCCGGUAACUACGUGAUUAGCGGCCUUGUAUCGAUCAUAGGAUUGCGCUUCUCGUCAUCAAAGAUCUCGUCACAUUGAGUUUAUGCCUGAUGUUCAAAAACGAAAUUCAUCGUGCUAUUAAAUACUACACAGCAUUGAUAGUGAUACGACAGACACAGAUUGCAUAGAGGAAGCCAAAAAUCUAAGCGGCAGCUCCAUGAAUUUCAACCCGUUCCAGCGUGAUUACUUUAAUGAAUUGAUCGAUUACUUUUCCGAGAAACUGUUUGUUGUUUAUUCAAUAAAUUCAAAUUGAUAAGGAUAACUUUCGAAAAGCUUUUUCGGUAGGAUAAAGAAUCCACAAAAUGCCACCUGUUCAGUCAAGGAGUAGCGGCUCUGACGCCGCAUCGAAAGGCUUGAUAGCUGCAGUAUCUGUUGGACUCGCAGUGGCUGUUAGUUUUUACCUCCUAAACCGGAUACGAAAGCGGACAUUUUCUGUAGGACCCCAGGAUCCAGAUGACGCGACCACCGACGCAGGAGAAAGCAGUCUUGUAAGGGAAAUCGAGAAGAAAUUUAGAAAAAAAUUCAAGAACGCGACGCUAGUGGAAGUGAUGGAUUUGGGAGGUAGAUUAUUUUCAAGUCGUUGUGAGUGGAAAUAGAAGCAGCUGGGUUACGGUGAAAUCGAGCUGUGUCCUUCUUUUUAUCCUUCUUUUGAUCUAUCAUUGUGAUUUUUCGAUGUCGUUAUGAUGUGGAUCCCUGUUCAAAAAACAUUACCAAAAUACAUCAGGUUCAUGUGAAGCAGCAAAGCUGGGCAUACGGAUGGUAAAUCCAGACUUUUCGGGAGUCAGCAAGGUAGAACAGCAAAGACAGUGCAACGAUGUGAUGGCUCCCUAUCUGAACAGCGGACAGGUCCACGCAGUUUCUUAUGAUCUCGCAAAAAUAGUUCGCCGGAACACCCUCGAUCAGGGACGAAUUUCAAAGACUAGCACGUCCUAGAUUUUGAUUGGCUUGCCCAUAAAGAUGAAUCGGUAAAUGACUAUUUAGUGGUGCAAAUUUAACGAACAAGAGGUGCCCGCAAGCUUUAAGCACUUCGCUUCUCCAAUGUUUGUCAGCGUUUAAUUAGUCCAACAAUUAUCUGAGAUUUUGAUUUUCAACAUGUUUGUCAGGCAUCAUGCCUAUUUAAUUUCGCAUAGCGGUACAACAACAAGAAG